AUGGAAUGUUCCGGAUGGAGUUUACUUUUAAACAACAACGAUGAUGAUAAUGAUGACGAUGGGCGUGGUGUUGGUAGUGGUGGUGGUAGUGGUGGUAGAAAUGGCGAUUGUGGUUGUGGCGCUUUGGGAUUGGAAAGGAAUUAUAAAUCAUUGGAUGUGGAAUUCCCCUCAAGAAAAGACCUAUUUGCUGAUAAAGAUUCUCAUCAUUUCAACAGCCACAACAACAACAACAACAACAACAACAACAACAACAACAAUAAUAAUAAUAAUAAUAAUUAUCACAAGAGGCACUUGUUCAACUUCAGAACAACAUACAAGGCAACGGAAAUGUUGAAGAAUAGAUUGCUGAUUGCUUGGGUCAAUGCAAAAAAUGGUUGGGUCAGCCGGACGGCCUCAGAGUUCAAAAACGACCCGCCCCUCUGGAUGUUGGGGAGAAAUUAUGACGAUGUGGACACCUUUAAAGGAGAGUUCUCCAAACUGGCCUGGAUAACAUAUAGACAGGGAUUCGAAAGUUUAUCGCCAUCAUCGUCGUCGUCGCUGACGUCAUCAUCGUCGCUGACGUCAUCAUCGUCGUUGUCAUCGUCCUCGCCGGCAAUACCAUCCCUGGUCGUUAAGGACGUGAUGAUGUCGUUAUCGGCAUCUCUACAGUUGCAAACGCCAUCAUCGUCGGCAAAACCCUCAUCAUCAUCAUCGUCGGCGCCACCAUCGUCGACACAAUCCACAGGCUCUAAAUUUGGAAGCCAAACACGACAACAUCAACAUCGUCAUCAUCAUCAGCAGCAACAACAACAACAGCAGCAGCAGCAACAACAACAACAGCAGCAACAACAACAACAACACGUGACAACAGAUGUUGGCUGGGGCUGCAUGUUGAGAUGUGCCCAGAUGUGCCUGGCUCACGCCAUCCAAGAGUAUUGGACCAACAAUGUGAAGGUGAUGAGUAAGGAUGGCGACGACGAUGAUGGCGACGAUGACGACGAUCGCUCGUAUGAUGACUACAGCUACCUCGAUAGCUACUUCUCAAACAGCACUGUCAGCGGCCACUGUAACUUCAACGGUUAUGAUGAUGGUGAUAAGAUAACUGCCAAGAAAAAUAUGAACUACAACAGUUUUGGCACUCACGACAACAACAACAACAACAACAACAACAACAACAACAAUACCCUUUUAACAUUUCGCGAUCUGAUUGCUCUGUUCGGUGACCAAUCAAAUUCCAGCUGCAUAUUCUCGCUCCAUUCAUUGGUUCGUGAGGGUGAGAACUGGGGCAAGAUGAUCGGCCAGUGGUAUGGUCCCUCUUCUGUCUCUUUGACUGUUAGAAAUGUAUUGAGACGGCACCAAAGAACCAUGAAGAAAAAAUUGAUUAAAAGUGAAUUGACAGACGCCAGGCAAAGAGCAAAAAAUCUUCUUGAUUUCGAUAUCUAUGUUGCCCAAGAUUCAUCUGUUUACAUGAAAGAUGUCUUGGACGCGUUCAAGUGCCAUUCCUGUCGCCGUCGUCAUCCCAACAACAACAACAACGAUAAUAAUAAUAAUAAUAAUGUCACCACCAACAACAACUACAACGACGACGACGAAAACAACAAAGUCAAGAACCACAACAACAAGACAAUCAGCGGCAACAACUACAGUAUAUCACUUGAUGACGCAACCAAAAAGACGAUGAUGAUAAUAAUCCCGAUACGAUUGGGUGAGGAGGUGAUAGAAGGAAGGUACAGGGAGCAUUUGAAGGAGGUCUUCCGGUGGAGAUGGUGCGCCGGGGUCAUGGGGGGCAGGCCAAAACAUUCCCUCUACUUUGUCGGGGUUCAAGGUGACGAGUUGAUAUACUUGGAUCCACAUUGUUGCCAGGAUACCUACCACAACAAGCAGCCGUUGAAAAUCCCCGUGAGCAAGUUGGAUCCAACGCUGGCUGUGGUCUUCCGCUGCCAUGGCGUCAACGACUUCAUGGAACUGUGUCUUCGCGUCAAGCAGCCCAAUUAUUCCAUCUUUGAAUUCAUCGAAGCACGUAGGACAGACAUCAUGAACAGUCUCCUUGGUGGUUACAAAGAUGGUGAUGGUGGUGAUGACGAUGAUGAUGAUGAUGAGGAUGAUGAUGAAGAAGAUGGGGAUCAAGAUGAUGACAGGACUGGCGAUUAUGACAAGAAAGGUGAUGAGAAUGAUGAAAUAUUCUCGAGGUUUUCCAACAAGCAAGAUGCUGUUCGCCAUGUUGGUGGCUCUUCUUCUAGCGACAAUGCUGCUGUUGUUGUUGUUGUUGAAAACAGCCACAACAAUGACAACAACAACAUAGCCAACAACCGCGACAACAACAACUCUAUGGCAAGAAACAACAAUAACAUCAGCAGAAACAUCAGCAACAAAAUCAUCAACAACAACAUCAACAACAACAACAACAACAUCUACAACAACAAUAACAUCAUUAACAUCAACAACAUCAACAACAACAACAACAACGACAUCAACAUCAACAACAACAACAACAACGACAUCAACAUCAACAACAACAACGACAUCAACAUCAACAACAACAACAACAACAUCAUCAACAACCACAACAACAUUUAUUACAUUGCAAAUGACAACAAUCUCUUCAACGUUAACAAAAGCAUCAACAACGACAUCAAAGACAACAACAACAUCAACAAAAACAUCAGUGGCAACAAGAAGAACAACAAUAACAUCAUCAUCAGUGACAGGAUGAAAAAUAACGCUAAAAAUAACAUCUUUUACGGUGCAACUAAUGUAAGCAAUGUCAUCAACAACUAUUACAACAAUAACAACAACAUAAACAACAACAUCAACAACAGCAACAUCAACAACAACAAAAUCAAUAUCAAUAAAAACAACAUCAGCAACAACAACAACAUCAACAACAUCAGCAACAACAACAACAUCAACAACAUCAACAAAAACAACAUCAACAACAACAUCAUCAACAAUACAAGCGAUGAUGAACUGCAUUUCGUACAUAACUAUUACAAAGCUUACGACAUCAAUGGCAAGAAGAAGAGGAACUUUAAAAUCACUAAUUAUAAAUAUACUACUACUACAACUGCUACCACUACUACUACUACUACUACUACUACUACUACCACUACUACUACUACUACUACUACUAAUAAUAAUAAUAAUAAUCGUACCUUAGGUACCUUAGGUAAUGACAUUAACCUACAUCAUGGCCGGCGUCUUCGAAUUUUCAAAAACAUGGCUAAUAAUAAAAAUAUUAAUAACAAUAAUAAUAAUAAUAAUAAUAAUAAUAAUAAUAAUAAUAAUAAUAAUAAUAAUAAUAAUAAUAAUAAUAAUAAUAAUGGCGACUCUGUUGAUAGCAACGAUGGUUUUGUAUUGGUCUGA
Molecule: messenger RNA, 3342 nt
Organism: Helobdella robusta
Lineage: Eukaryota; Metazoa; Annelida; Clitellata; Rhynchobdellida; Glossiphoniidae
Exons: 10
Coding region: 1-3342 (1113 amino acids)
Molecular function (GO): protein-phosphatidylethanolamide deconjugating activity
Source: RefSeq, a predicted model, not a curated record